Aricia agestis (brown argus) is the source of this 1993-nucleotide messenger RNA. RefSeq names its product carbonic anhydrase-related protein 10 (gene CARPB). NCBI's taxonomy places the organism in Eukaryota, Metazoa, Arthropoda, Insecta, Lepidoptera, Lycaenidae. The record is from RefSeq and is a predicted model, not a curated record. Gene Ontology annotation, molecular function: carbonate dehydratase activity; zinc ion binding. The transcript is spliced from 11 exons. Bases 381 to 1346 code for a protein of 321 amino acids.
GUCGCGCGGCGUCGGUCCUCAGAGUCGGUACUACACUUCGUUGCUCGUAAAAUGGCGGGAACUUUAUUACGAAUCUCGAAUAUCCUCGUUAAGUCGUAAAUUUCAACAAAAAGUUUAUGUAAUUUACCUGAAGUGACAGGACAGUAAAAAAAAAACUGACAGUGCAAAGUUUUUAACUAGAAGAUAAAAUUUCUAUCGUGUUUUCAAUAAGUUUAAGUUGUGAUAACAAUGAAACGUAAUAAAGUUAGAGAUGUUCGAGCGGCGAGUAUAAUCUAAGUGCAGACGUCGUUUCAAAAAUGCAAUUGGGAAUUCUAAAGUAAGGAAUAUGUAGUCAACGGAAACUGUUUCAAAUGUGGGAGCCGAGCAUCGCGUCGUAGACAAUGCAUAGUCUCCUCGGGACGGCUAUAUCAUCGGCACUACUGCAAAUACUCCUAUGCAUAUCAGCCGUCAGCAGCGUCAGUUGGGAAGAAUGGUGGACCUACGACGGCAUUUCAGGUCCGGCGUUCUGGGGCCUGAUCAACCCGGAGUGGUCGUUGUGCAACAAGGGCCGCCGCCAGUCCCCCGUCAACCUCGAACCAGAGAAACUGCUCUUCGACCCCAACCUACGAUUUUUACACAUAGAUAAACAUAGGAUAAACGGGCUAAUCAGCAACACGGGUCACUCCGUGAUCUUCACUGUGGAGAACGAGACGCGCCACCACAUCAACAUCACGGGCGGGCCGCUGUCCUACAAGUACCAGUUCCACGAGAUACACAUACAUUACGGCCUCCACGACCAGUUCGGGUCGGAGCACGCGAUCAACGGGUACACUUUUCCCGCUGAGAUUCAAAUAUUUGGCUUCAACUCGCAGCUGUAUUCGAACUUCUCGGAGGCUUUACACAAAGCUCAAGGCAUCGUUUCGAUUUCUUUACUUUUACAGCUCGGAGAUUUAUCUAAUCCGGAGUUAAGAAUAUUGACGGAGGAGUUGGAAAAUAUUAAAUACGGGGGAGCGGAGAUGCCAGUAAACCGGCUGUCGGUGCGCGGGCUGCUGCCUGAUACCGACUACUACAUGACGUACGACGGGUCCACCACGGCGCCGGCCUGCUACGAGACCGUCACGUGGAUCAUCAUCAACAAGCCCAUAUACAUCACCAAGCAGCAGCUGCACGGGCUGAGACGGCUGAUGCAGGGGGACAACCGCCACCCCAAGGCACCUUUGGGAAACAACUUCAGACCCCCGCAGCCGCUGCACCACCGCGCCGUGCGGACCAACAUCGACUUUGAUUUGAGCAAGUAUCCCGGAAAGACAUGUCCGAGUAUGCAUCGAGACAUGCACUACAAAGCGAAAACCUGGACACAAUACUGAAGGUGAAACCGACGAUCUACGGUAGGCAUUCUUGUAUUCAGACAGUUAUGAGUUAUAGACUAUUUGAUUACACGUUGUAUAUAAUAUUGUCAAAUUGUACAGUCUCGCUGAUUUUCUUCGCCGAUGCUGAUGGAACUUUAGCUUCGAAGUGUACUUUUAAAUAGGUUUUUGUAUAAUAAAAGACACUUACCUUAGGGCUGAUGAUUCAAUUAAUAAUAAUACAGAUUUUAUAGAAAUAUUAUAUUAGUAUAAAAUAUAAGAACUAUUGUAUAGCGGCCUCAUACGUUUAGGGUUAUAUAUUUUCGGAUAGAUUGAAUAUAUGCGUCUCGCUGUCAAUUUAGUAUUCGAUAGAAGCGUUAAUAUUUGUAAAUGUUUUAUAACCUUUAUCACUUAAGACGUAGCGUACGAGUGAUUCGUAAAAAUAUAUUAUUAUUGUUACUACCGGCUACCUAUAUUUCAUAUCGAACUACAUAUCUCGGUCAAUAUGGAUCUUAUAUGAAUCAUUGUAAAUCCAUAAUAUUAUAUUGAAUAUGUAAAAUUAAAUUAUAGGCACGUCGAUGUUUGUAUUUUUAGAAUAAAACAGAUGCUUUUAUUAUUUGAGAUGUUUUAUGACAUAGCUUCUUAGACUAUAAUCUCGUCAUUGUCAG